Molecule: messenger RNA, 1119 nt
Organism: Parascedosporium putredinis
Lineage: Eukaryota; Fungi; Ascomycota; Sordariomycetes; Microascales; Microascaceae
Source: the annotation of a GenBank genome assembly
AUGAAGAUACGCAGCGUGACUAAAAUGAAGGGCAAGAAACACACGGGCUAUUGGAAAUGGGGCGAGAUAUACGCACUGUUAUUUCCUGGAAAGGUGGUACCAGAGGAGAGAUAUGUAACUGUCACUGCCAUAUCUCAACUAUCCACAGAGGCACAGGUUGGAAGCAGGAAUCCCCGUGGUCCUGGACAGGAUCCGUUGGGUGAUGAUCCUGGCGAGCAAAGGAAACGUCGACCUGAGCUCCGGAGACAGACGCUAGACUUUCGGCCUCUACCAAACAACAGGAUGGAUGAAGUGCGACGCGACGAGAGUCAAAAGAUUGUUGAAGCAGUUCUCGCAGAGUGCUCGUCUCGGAUCUUCCGGUUGGCCGCCUCAACCGAUGCCCCUCUUGUUAGCCAAUAUCCCCCUUGUGCUAGCGAACAAGGGCAGCGUCAAUCUGAGCCCUGGAGGGAAGAGUUUGGGUACCGACUAGUCAGUAGGAUAGACGAAGUACUAAGAGACGAGAGCCAAGCCAUUUUCCGAGCUGUUCUCGCAGAGCAACCUCAGCGCUGGCAACAAGAGUUUCGGCACAGGCUGCACGGCAGGAUAGAAGAAGUCCAGAGAGACGAGGGCAGAGGAAUCCUUCCGAAGGUUCUCACGGAGCACCCGUCGUCUCUUGUCUUCCUGCAGGACACAUCAGCCGACCUAUCCUCACUUCCAACGUCAGCGUAUUCCAACAGGGGAUGCAACAGCCUUCACCCCCAUUUGGGGCACUGGCAGACAGAUCCAGAGCGCUACAACGAGCAACGCUUAUUCUUGGGGCCUGAGUAUGGCCGUAGUAGGUGCCCAUCCACCGUGGACUCACGAUGUGAUGAGAGCAGCACUGUUGAGGUGGCAUCUUACUCCGGUUCCGUGUCGCCCUCGGCAAUGAGAUUCUAUCCAAUGUGGCUAUAUCCGGCGAGCAGCAACCAACUCGAUCAAGGGACACAAACUUACGCCUACCAGGCCUCGCGUCCUGACGGUAUUCAGAACUCGAUAUCCACCCCUAGCGGGAUGAUCCCAUCGCCCGCGCCAGGGUUGUUAGCAGUCAGUAACAAUACCGACAUAUCGGCUGACUGGGACAUAGAAGCAUAUGAGUUUUGA